Molecule: messenger RNA, 2379 nt
Organism: Panthera uncia (snow leopard)
Lineage: Eukaryota; Metazoa; Chordata; Mammalia; Carnivora; Felidae
Gene: PPP2R2A
Product: protein phosphatase 2 regulatory subunit Balpha
Exons: 10
Coding region: 315-1658 (447 amino acids)
Biological process (GO): peptidyl-serine dephosphorylation
Cellular component (GO): protein phosphatase type 2A complex; cytosol
Molecular function (GO): protein binding; protein phosphatase regulator activity
Source: RefSeq, a predicted model, not a curated record
CUGGCCAGGCCAGCCGGCGCCAUUUUGAAAGUAGAGUCGCCUGCCCCUGCCGCCGCCGCCGCCGUCCCUGUCGUAGCUGCUGCCGCCACUGCCGGAGAAGGAGAGAGAGCGGGGAAGCCCCAGAGUGAAAUCCACCAUCCUCCUGACUGGUCUGCCCGCCCCUCCUUCCUUCUUCCCCGACCCCCGCCCUCUCCCCCCACAGGUGCCAUCCGCCGCCAUCCGCCCUCCCUACCCCCCCAUCCCCAGGUGAGGGGGGUGAGUUCAGGAAGCGGCGACCCCGAGGAACCCAGCAGGGUCACCAUUUGCAGCGCAACAUGGCAGGAGCUGGAGGAGGGAAUGAUAUUCAGUGGUGUUUUUCUCAGGUGAAAGGAGCAGUAGAUGAUGACGUAGCAGAAGCAGAUAUAAUUUCUACAGUAGAAUUUAAUCAUUCUGGAGAAUUACUAGCAACAGGAGAUAAAGGUGGUAGAGUCGUCAUCUUUCAGCAGGAGCAGGAGAACAAAAUCCAGUCUCAUAGCAGAGGAGAAUAUAAUGUUUACAGCACCUUUCAGAGCCAUGAACCAGAGUUUGACUACUUGAAAAGUUUAGAAAUAGAAGAAAAGAUCAACAAAAUUAGGUGGUUACCCCAGAAAAAUGCUGCUCAGUUUUUAUUGUCUACCAAUGAUAAAACAAUAAAAUUAUGGAAAAUCAGUGAAAGGGACAAAAGACCAGAAGGGUAUAACUUGAAAGAGGAGGAUGGAAGGUAUAGAGAUCCUACUACAGUCACUACACUACGAGUGCCAGUCUUUAGGCCCAUGGAUCUAAUGGUUGAGGCCAGCCCACGAAGAAUAUUUGCCAAUGCUCAUACAUAUCACAUCAACUCAAUUUCUAUUAAUAGUGAUUAUGAAACCUAUUUAUCUGCAGAUGAUUUACGGAUUAAUCUUUGGCAUCUGGAGAUUACAGACAGGAGUUUUAAUAUUGUGGAUAUCAAGCCUGCCAAUAUGGAAGAGCUAACAGAGGUGAUCACAGCAGCAGAAUUCCAUCCGAACAGCUGCAACACGUUUGUAUACAGCAGCAGUAAAGGAACUAUUCGGUUAUGUGACAUGAGGGCCUCUGCCCUCUGUGAUAGGCAUUCUAAACUGUUUGAAGAACCUGAAGAUCCCAGUAACAGGUCUUUUUUUUCUGAAAUCAUCUCCUCUAUUUCUGAUGUAAAAUUCAGCCAUAGUGGUCGAUAUAUGAUGACUAGAGACUAUUUGUCAGUCAAAAUUUGGGACUUAAAUAUGGAAAACAGGCCUGUGGAAACAUACCAGGUUCAUGAAUACCUCAGAAGUAAACUUUGUUCACUGUAUGAAAAUGACUGCAUAUUUGACAAAUUUGAAUGUUGUUGGAACGGAUCUGACAGUGUUGUCAUGACCGGAUCUUACAAUAACUUCUUCAGAAUGUUUGACAGGAACACGAAGCGAGACAUAACCCUAGAAGCGUCGCGGGAAAACAAUAAACCUCGCACAGUUCUGAAGCCACGCAAAGUCUGUGCAAGUGGCAAGCGAAAGAAAGACGAAAUAAGCGUUGACAGCCUAGACUUCAACAAGAAAAUACUUCAUACGGCCUGGCACCCCAAGGAAAAUAUCAUUGCUGUAGCUACUACAAACAAUCUGUAUAUAUUUCAAGACAAAGUGAAUUAGGGUUGGCAUUCCCAGCCGAAGAGCCCACUUCCUGCUUAGUUGAGAUAGUUGAAUCUAGCAUUCGUACCUAAAAACGAGAGAGGUCCAUUGUGGCGCCCCUUUCCAGUGUUUGACAGUGUGCCAUUCGACAACACAUCUUUUAUAGCUACAUGGAGAAAUCUCUGUGGAUUCUCACCGUGGUGUUCUCCAUGUCUGCUAGCCAUGUAGGUAAGGGUAGGGCACUUUUAAUUUAAAUGACUUCUUGCACCAUCUUGCCUAAUGGACUAGAUUGGACUGUGUCAACAUUGAUUUCCUCCACUUUUUAUGCCUUCCAUUGUGAUGACGUCAAACACAGUGAAAGCCUUCAGUCAUGCUUAUGGGAUUUAAUUGUGUAUCCUCAUUACUGUAUCAUUUGUGGGGUACACCCCUCCCCCUUUUUUAAAUUAAACACAGCUCAUUCUUACUGUGGCUUGUAGCAUUCCUCCUCUUCUGGCCUCCUGGACUCUUCCCCUCCGUCUCUCUCACCCCUGCCCCUCCACCCAGUCUUGGUGGUGGUAUAUUAAAAAAAGAAAGAACGAAAGCACACAAAAUGAGUCAGUUUGGGGUCAGUGGUAAAGGGGGUAUAUGUUGCGAACAAAUGUUUUAAAUAACAGUUGGCUGUAAUCACUCCUUGCCGUGUCUGGCACCGAAAAUAAGGAAAAAAAAAUACUACUACUGAAUAAAAGUGACAAAGAAUGGAGAA